Hibiscus syriacus is the source of this 540-nucleotide messenger RNA. Its product is annotated as major strawberry allergen Fra a 1-E-like. Gene Ontology annotation, molecular function: abscisic acid binding; signaling receptor activity; protein phosphatase inhibitor activity. Gene Ontology annotation, cellular component: cytoplasm; nucleus. The transcript has 2 exons. Lineage: Eukaryota; Viridiplantae; Streptophyta; Magnoliopsida; Malvales; Malvaceae. The coding region runs from base 52 to 504 and encodes 150 amino acids. The record is from RefSeq and is a predicted model, not a curated record. Gene Ontology annotation, biological process: defense response; abscisic acid-activated signaling pathway.
CUUCUUUUUUAAGCCUCACCAUACUCGCAAAACAAACCAGAGUGAGUGAAGAUGAAGACGAUGAAAGGAGAAGUGGUGCUCAACAUGCCAGCCCAGAAAGCCUGGGAAAUGUACAGAAACGACGAAAUCAUCAGCAAAAUCAACCCCGAUUUGCUUUCCAGGGCUCAGUAUAUUCAAGGAGAUGGUGGCCCUGGAAGCUUGAGGCUCUUCAAGCUUGGCCCUGCUGUAAGCAAUUAUGUGAAAGAAUCAGUGGAGAAGAUAGAGAAGGUGGUGACGGGUAGGUCGGUGACAUACGAGGUGAUCGAAGGGGAUUUGAAGGAGAUGUAUGAUACUUACAGAGUUACUUUCUCCUUCAUUCCUAUUGAAGGAAACAAUACCAAAUGCAUUGCUGAAUGGAAGGCCGAGUUCGAGCCGUCGGCACCUGCCAUGCCGCCACCCGAGAAGGCUAAGGAUGCUGCUCUCCGAUUUCUCAAGUCCUUUGACAACUUUCAGCUAAGCUACUAGCACAUGAAAAUAUAAAAUGCAUGCACGUCCUCUCGU